This is a messenger RNA of Striga hermonthica, 585 nucleotides long. The record is from the annotation of a GenBank genome assembly. NCBI's taxonomy places the organism in Eukaryota, Viridiplantae, Streptophyta, Magnoliopsida, Lamiales, Orobanchaceae.
AUGUCUCACAUAGCCGUCGAGAGGAAUCGAAGAAGGCAGAUGAACGAACACCUCAAGGUCCUACGCUCCUUGACUCCGUGUUUCUACAUAAAACGAGGAGACCAAGCAUCGAUCAUAGGUGGGGUGAUUGAGUUCAUCAAGGAGUUGCAACAAGUUGCGCAAGCCCUAGAGGCGAAGAAGAGAAGGAAGAGCCUAAGCCCAAGCCCAAGUCCAAAGCAAUUUCAGAUUAGUCCUCGUCAACCUGAAAGCCCAUUGAUCGGGUUGAACGAUUCUAACUUCAAGGAACUCGGUGCAUGCUGCAACUCGCCAAUUGCUGACGUUGAGGCCAAAAUAUCUGGCUCAAAUGUCCUCCUAAGGACGAUAUCGAAACGUAUACCCGGUCAAAUUGUUAAGAUAAUCGGUGUUUUGGAAAAACUCUCGUUCGAGAUUCUCCACUUGAACAUCAGUAGCAUGGAGGAUACUGUUCUCUACUCCUUCGUCAUCAAGAUAGGGAUGGAGUGCCAAGUGAGCGUGGAAGAACUAACCCUUGAAGUUCAGCAAAGUUUCUGCUCUGAUUCUCUUAUUAAAGAAGAUGCGCAUGUUUAG